Messenger RNA from Didymodactylos carnosus, 919 nucleotides. The record is from the annotation of a GenBank genome assembly. Lineage: Eukaryota; Metazoa; Rotifera; Eurotatoria; Philodinida; Philodinidae.
AACUUCAGAUAAUUCAUCAUCGAAGAAUAUCGAUAAUCCAGAAUCAUCUGCAGAAACUAUAAAAGAUUUGUACGGUCAAACUAACCAGUUGCACGAAACGUUGACUAUUCUCGCAGAUGAAAUACAAACGUUGAUCAAAGAUUCCACAAGACUGACUAGUGAAUCGAUACAAGUAAAAAGUUUCGUUGAAGAAUACCGUCAUGAACAAUUAAAAGUGCAAAAUUCGGAAGAAGAUCACGGUGCCUUGUUAAACGGAAUACGGAUAAAUCAAGAGAUGAUACAACAAAACUUAAACGAUUUGACACAAAGUAUCGAAAAUUUAGAGUAUACGUCGUAUGAUGGUACAUUUAUUUGGAAAGUAAACAACGUUGGAGAACGGAUAGCUGAUGCUCAAUCAGAACGACAACCAAGCGUUUACUCACCGCCAUUUUAUAGUUCACGUACUGGAUAUAAAAUGUGUAUGAGGUUAUACUUAAAUGGCGAUGGACAUGCUCGUAGAACACAUGUUUCGCUAUUUUUUGUAUUGAUGAGAGGAGAGUAUGACUCAAUUCUGAAGUGGCCAUUUCAUUUUAAAGUUACUUUCUGUCUAUUUGAUACGUCCGGGCAACAGCGGCAUAUUAUUAAUUCAUUCCGACCAGAUGUAAGCUCAAAUUCAUGUCAAAUUCCGAAAACAAUGAUGAAUAUUGCAUUCGGAAUACCUAAGUUCUUUCCAUUAUCAAUGCUUCAACAAGAUAAAAAUAAUUACGUGAAAGAUAAUAGUAUAUUUAUCAAGUGUAUCGUUCAUUUCGACGAUAUUCCGAAAAUGGUGUUACCAUAUGUAUUUUCUUUAAGUCCCGGUUUACCGGACCAUAUUCAGAAAGCAAUGAUUAAAGCUGAAAUCGAACGAAGGCAACAGGCAGCAAUAAUACAAUUGCAAUAG